ACGUCGCAUCACGGAACAAGGAAGCGACGCUCCCCUCCGCCGCGACGCUGAUGUCUCCAUGUGCGACGUUCGGCUCGAGCCGCGCUGGUUGAUGUCUCUCGUCGCGGCCGACGGAGCGCGCCGACGGUGACCGGCUCCGCAGCGCUCCUCGUCACGCCGAGGUCCGCCCCGACUCCCGACGUGGAAGACGAGGCGCUGCUGCUGCCGCCCCCGGUGUCGGGGAGGCCGCGGCCCGGCCGGGACAUGCGGAAGGCGACCGUCCUGGCGGGCGGCGCGGGGCUGUGCGGGGCCCUGGCCUCGGCCUCGGCCAAGUUGGCGGUCGGGGCCCGGCUCCUGCACGCCGCCUGCCUGCGCCUGGGCGCCCGCCUCGGCCUGGCGGACAGCGCGCUCACCUGCUCCUCGGUGGCCCUGCUGGUGAGGGCCGUCACGUUUGGCAUCACGCUGCUUCUCAACGCUGCAAUGUGGACCCUGUUCGUGAAGUCCCUGCAGUUCUCCUCCUCGAGUGUGCAGGCCACGCUCACCAGCACGGCCUCCAACUUCCUCUGCUCCGCCGUCCUGGGUAGCGUGCUGUUUGGAGAGCCUCUGGCGGGGCUGUGGUGGCUCGGGAUGUCGCUCACGAUGGCCGGUCUCGCGCUGGUGCACUCGGCCAAGCCGGAGGGGACGAAGCGGGCAGCGCCCGUGGCCACGCAGAGAACGAUGCCGGGGCCCACGGCGAGGACCUCGCCGGGGCCACCGCCGGGGAUGGCACCAGGGGUCGGACUUGGAGCGAAUCCCGGGGUGGUGGCGCGAGAUGGGGACAAGAACCACAAACGUCAAUAAUAUCUCUUUUCCACUGUACACCCGAGUCGCUCUGCAGCUAUGUUGAGCAUGGCUCAGGAGGCACUAGGUUGUUUUUAAACUGCGUAAGCCAAGCCGUGCCGCUGAAGUCACACUCAAUGAGAGGGGGUGCGCGUGUAGACGACACGGUAGUGACGUUGUGUUAUCAAUGUCUUGACUGACAUCGGACGCAUUGGAAGAGUCAACAGACCCGUCCCUGGCUCUGCUUGGUCCCUAGGCAUCCGCUGUCGAGUGUGCACGUGGUUCAACUGCUUUCGGGCCCAGGCACUGGGACUAUCAAGAGGAAGGAAAUUGCACAGGGUGCUGUCACAUUUGAUUCCUUGCACCAAGGCCCAUGCCAACCACACUACACCACUGCAUCAUCACCUCUGUAAUGUGAAAUUCAAAACACGUGUGCAGAUGUUGAGUGCAAAGAUCUAAUGCUAUGUGUUACAUGAAAAAUGCAGUUUAAAUUACUGUACAGAAAUUAUUGUAAAACGAUUGCAGCAAAGGGGAAUUAAAUAUUUUAAAAAUAUUAAAUCUUGAAAACAGUCAAACAGAGACUUAAUGGAAACAACUUUCUGGUGCAUCCAGAUGUACACAUCCCUCUACCAAGGUCAAGAGGUCAUUGUCCCCGUAGCCACUGAUGCCUCCACACUCAUUCCCUCGGCUGUUGCAUAUUUGAAACCUAACCUCCAAUGGAUUUCUCCUUAAAGUAUCACAUCAUCUGAAUUUUUGUCUUCCCCUUGGUCGCCAACCUCUGAGUGCCACUCCAAUGCCCGUUUGCGUAACCUCCCGUCUAUAAUACGUGUCCCCCAUACAGUUUUACCUCCCCUUGGUAAUCAUGUAUUGUGAGAUUCUGAAAUAAAAAAUAUACUUAC
Lethenteron reissneri (Far Eastern brook lamprey) is the source of this 1697-nucleotide messenger RNA. RefSeq names its product transmembrane protein 42 (gene TMEM42). The record is from RefSeq and is a predicted model, not a curated record. NCBI's taxonomy places the organism in Eukaryota, Metazoa, Chordata, Hyperoartia, Petromyzontiformes, Petromyzontidae.